Diorhabda sublineata is the source of this 14466-nucleotide messenger RNA. RefSeq names its product titin homolog. The record is from RefSeq and is a predicted model, not a curated record. The transcript has 9 exons. Lineage: Eukaryota; Metazoa; Arthropoda; Insecta; Coleoptera; Chrysomelidae. Bases 326 to 12619 code for a protein of 4097 amino acids.
AUUGAUUCAGUGCUACCAAUAUCACUAAAUUAUUAUAAAAUAUUUCUAUAUGAUCAGAACCGCAUCUCGUGUUUUUCUAAAUAUUUAUAAUAAUACAAAAUGAAAAUAACAUCAGUAAUGUUAUAGUUUUUGUACAAAUACUGAAAAUAAGUGAAAUAUUAAUGAUACUCAGGUGAAUUCAGUUUCUCCAUCUUGGAAUACAUUGGUUGGCAACAUGGCGACGCCAAACAGAAGAUGAACGAUUUUGAUUUCAUAUGUAUGUGACAAGUAACAAAAUUGUGGAUAUUCUUCCAAAUAUAAACAAGUAUUGAACCUCUUUUGAUUGAUGGACAUUUUUCCUAAAAUGAGUGAAGAUUUUUAUACUAAUUACAAAGACGGUGAUAUCGUCUGGGUAAAAUUAGGCCCCAGCUGGUGGCCAGGUGAAGUCAAAGACUUGAAUAACAUCCCCACUGAUGAGAUAGAAUUUAAAAAACCACCUCUAGUUGUAGUGAAGUUCUUUGAAGAAGACACAUAUGAAUAUGUCAGGAGCUGGGCUAACAUAUAUCCAUACAACUCUGACAAAAAAGUGGAAUUCAUCAAAAAAGGAAUGUCUGCUUUUCACUCCAAAGCUUCUCAUAUGGAAAAAUUUCCAAAAGACGUGGUUACUGCAGAAGUGAAAACAGGAGGCAAUCCUAAUAUAUUGAGUGAUCCUGCGUAUCGACCUGAAGUGAAAAGACAUUAUACAGUUGAAGUAUCUGGAUCUCAAAAUACAAAGAAGAAAACAAGUAAAGAGAGCAAAAAAAGCAAAAGUCAAUAUCACCGAGAUACCUCCCAUAUUACUCACCGAAGAUUCCUUGGAUGCGAUGACUACAAAGCAUAUAUUUGUAUACAAUACCCCGGAAAAGAUCGUACUCCAGGUGAUAGUGAAGAUGAAGAAGUGAUUCGGAUUAACACAGAACCAGAACACGAAUAUAAUUGCCAUUCAUGUUCUUACAGUACAAAACGUCUUGAGGUUAUGAUAUUACACACUAAGUCGCACAUCCAAGGCAAUUAUGUGUCUAGUCCAAAAAGAAAACGACCCGUGAUUCCCAAACCAAGAAAGAAGGAAGGUAGCAAAAAACAAAAACCACCUUCAAUUUCUUGGUCACAUGACAGCUCUAACGAUGAGAUUUUAGAACCUCCAAAGGAAAAGAAAAGAAAAACUAAAUGUUUCAUUUCCAAAAGAGCGACUGCAUCAAUUGAAAAUAUAAAACCUAAAAAAGCCACUGAUAUUUGUAAUGAUCUUCUGGCUGAGUGGGAUGAUACAGAUGACGAAUUGGAAUUGGACAGUACUUUUGACAUGACUACAUCUAGUAUAGAAAAUGAUAACGAUAAUAAAGAUGAAACCAAUGAAGUUACUAAGAAUGGCGAAAAUACUGAUAAAAGUGACGUGGAGACAGAAAUAAUAGAAAAUUUGGAGAAAGAUGAUUGUGCAGAAAUUUCUGAUCAAAGUAUUCAAGAAGAACAAGAAUCAAAAGAAACUUCCAAAUCUGCAAUGGAUCAAGAAACUCAAGAGGCUAUAAAAUCUUGCUUUGAUUUUGAAGAAGACGAAGAAGAAGAAUUGAUAAACACAACUGUUCAAGAAGGUAGAAAAAUACCUCGAGUAAUACCGCCUACAGAAAAAAGAAAAUCCGAAAUACUUGAUGAUAUCAUUGACUUGGAAGAGGGAAUUAAUAAAGAUGAGAUACUAAAAGUGAGUCAAAGCUUCAAUGAAAAAAAAUCUGAUGAUCUCGAAUUGGAGAAUGUUUUUAAAGAAUUCAUGGAUGAAGUAUCAGUUCCAAAAUUACCUGACGUAAAGACCAACUUAAAACCUACACAAAAUUUUCACUGUGUCAAGACAAUAAAAUUUCCAGAUAAGUUAGACGAUUCGCCAAAUAAGGAUCGCGGCAAAAAAGAGACAGAUACUUCUUCUAAAUUGAUAAACCCCAAAAAAAGGUUCGUGAAAAGCUUCGAAGAUUUUGAAAAUCAACUCCAUAGAGAGGAAAUUAAACGUAAAGAAGAAGCCGAAUUGCAAAGGAAAAUAAGAAAACAAAGCUUACUUCAACCAGCACAGCAUGAGCAAACCGAAGAAGACAAGGAGUCCAACAGCACCAACAUUAAUAUAAGUCACUUACAGUGUUCAAUAAUGUCAAAAAUUAUUGAUGAAAUUAACAUUAGUGAUGAAUCUAAGCAGACGAUAAUGUCAAACAUCCAUAAGAAGAAAACACCGCGUGGUAAAAUCUUAGAUUCAUAUCUUAGUGAUUCAGCAUCACAAUCAAUAGAUAAAAAUGACCAAGCCGAUAACAAGGAGGCUACAAAUGAUACUAAUCAAGUUGCAACAUUAAAAACUGAUGAUAAAAUCUUAUCAAGCACUAGUAGAGAUCCAUAUAUACCAGAUGUGAACAAAAUAGGGCAAUCCCAGGAAGAAGAAAUCAAUAAUUUAUCAAUAAAUGAAUCUGAUUUGCAUAAACAAUCUAGAUCCCCUACUUUUUUAGAUAAUACUGUUGCCGAUGAAAGUAUUCCCCAAGGGAUAGAAACAGAAAGUUACAUAAAACCAGCGUCGAUACUUGAUUCGCCUGUAGAAACUAAACUAACUGACCAUAAUCCCAUAGAAACUUUUAAAAUGAAAAUAAAUAAAAAGUUGCGUAAAAGAAGUUAUAAUGUUGACAAAGGCGCUAUAGAUGAUCAAAGUAAAUGUAGAAAAACCCGACAUUCAUUAGAAGAAUCUACAAAUACCGAUUAUACUUGUUUUGAUAAACAUAAAUCAACAACUGAACAAACAAUACGAAAGUUGAGUUCCCGACUUUCGUUACCUGAAUCACAAGCAUAUAGUGCAUCGAACAAGGAACAAGAUACUGGGAAAGAUUUAGGUAAAGGUUUAGAGAAGGGCCCAGAUGACUUAAUCGGUACUAAAAAUUGUGACGAAAACAAUGAUACAUCUAAAAGAGUUGAAGCUAUGUCAGAAGAUUUAUGUACUGAAAAGUAUAUAGAUAAGGAUAAAGAUAACGAUGAAAAAACAGGACAGUGUCGACCUACAACUGUAGGAAAGUGCCAUGAAAUAACAGAAUCUAUUGCAUCUAACAGUAAAGAAGACAAAACUUCCAUUGAAAAACCCGUUGAAUUAGAAUUAGUUAAAACUAGAACGGGUAAAAAAGAAAAAAUGAUGGGUCAAAUAGUGCGAAAAAGAAGUACUCGAAAUUCUUCAAAAGACAUUGUUAUAACCAAAGAUGAUACAAAUUAUAAAACUACAUAUCAAAACAUGUCAGAAACGACAAUAACAGAACCUCUAUCCAUUGAUGCAGAAGCAAUUGAAGAUGAUGAAAAUAAAGACAUCAUUUGCAAAUCUUUACGUAAAAAAAGUUUAUCCACAAAACAUAAAUCAGAAGGAAAUCGCGAGGAAAUGAAAGAUAAUAAAAACGAAAAAACUGAUGAUAAAAUAGAUGAUAUCAAAGAAGUUAUAACGAAAUGUGGAGAAACUACGUUUACACAUUCAGAAUCUAAAAUGAACGAAGAAAUUGAUGAUAAAGGUAAACAUAAACGAAGAUCUAGACGCUCUUUAUCAGGUAAACUUGGUUCUUCUAGAUAUUCUUCGACUGAAAAACAUGAUAUUCCACCAAAAAUAAUUACAGCUGACACAUUGACUGAUGAAUUAGAGGUAGCUGUGACCAAAGAUAAUGGAAACCAAGACCCAAAUGAAACUAUGCUUAAAAGUGAGAAACUUUGCGAAUUAGAAGCUGAAAAAGUUUUUCCAGAAAAACUAGUGGCGUUGGAUAUAGAUGAUGAAAAAGAGCAGAUUGUGGAUGAGACUGGGAAUAAGCAAAAGUCUUCACACAGAGUAAGCGAUCAUUUAUCUGAAGAAGAACUUGGAAUUGGUUCUUCAAAUGAAGAAUGUAGCUCCGCAGUGACUAUAAGUGAAAGUUUGAUCGAUGAUACAGAAGAUAUUCAUAAACAUGGACAAAUUGUAGAUACACUUUUGGAUAUAAGCGGUACACAUUCUUCACCAGAAAAAUAUCAUGCAGCAGAUGAAGUUAGAGAAGUUUUACCUAAAGGAGAUGUGACUAGCGAUGACAUUGCCACUACAGAUAAAGAACUUCCUCAGCGCAAACGAGGUUCCAGACACUUUUCUACUGGAAAGUAUCGCUCAUUGAAAACAAAUAAACCCGAAGGAGAAAACUCAAUAAAAGAUUAUGGUGAAGAAGUGACAGCUAAAAUUAUAAAUAAAAGGAGUUCAAGAUCUGGAAAGCACGAUGUUUUACCACCAGCCAACAUUGUUGAGCGCUUAUCUGAUGAAUUAGAAGUAGCUGUAACCAAAGUUAAGAAAAAUGAACAAUUUAUAGAACGAACAAUGCCCAAAAGGAAGUGUAGACAAUCUUCCUCAGAAAAAUAUAGUAAACCAGAAACGACAAGACACUUGCCUGUUGAGGUAGUAGAAACUAAAGAUCCCAAGAAUGAACAAAUUGCAUUCAAUCUAUCUGUGCAUUCAACUAAAACACAUCUUUCUGGUCAUAAAAAGGAAGAUGAAGAAAUUGUAGACAAAACUUCACGUAGACGAAGUUCUAGAUACACUGGAAAGCAGAAUACAAUUGAAACAAAAACAAGGAACAAAUUCCCUCAUACAACUGAAGCUGUUGAAGAAACUACUGUGAGUGAAAAAAAUUCCUCUCAAUUUCCAUCAGACACUAAAACAGAAGAAGAUUUACCUGGUAAAGGCGAGGUAAAAGAAAAGGAAAGUGAAGGUAUUACUAAAAAAGUUCUCAAACAUAAACAUGUUGCAGAUAGAACUAUGCCCAAAAGAAGUUGUAGAAAAUCUUCAUUGGAAAAACAUUGCAGAACAGAAAUCACAAAAACUGAAUGCACACCAGAUGAGUUUUCCAAUUCCAAAGAUGAUAAAAAUGUAAUUGCAAGUAAACAAUCUUUAUAUGAAUCAAAAAUAGAAGAUUUACCACAAGAUAUAGACAUUAAUGUGACUAAAGAUGAAGAAAUUGUAGAAAAAAUUGUACCCAAACGGAGCUCUAGACAUUCUUCAUCCAGAAAAUACCGUGUCCCAAAAGUUGAUGAUAUCAAGAAUGAUAAUGAUAGAACUGCUGAAAAAAUUGAGUUGAAACAGAGUUUAGAAAUUGAUAAUGUGUUACCCCAAGUAAACAUAGCUGAAAAUUUGCUAGAAGUUUCUGAUCAGUUAUCUUCUGAAAAACAAGCUCCAUUAGAUACUGCAAGUACUGAACAAUCACCUACGGAAGUAGAAGAAUCAUCAAUCAUUACUAAAGAUAAUACAUACAUUACAGAAUCAAAUUCCAGUUGCUCGUCAGCUGAAACUGAAAUUGAACAAUUACCUGAUUUAACAACUGCCAAAGAUGAAAUAACUUCAUUUAAAACCUCACGUAAACGAAAUUCUAAACAAUCUUCUGGAAAGCAUCAUACAAGAACAAAAGUAACCAAACAUUUACCCGAUGAAUUUAGAGAUAUUACUGAUAAAACUGGGUCUAAAAAAAGCUCACCUGAAAAAUAUGAUUCUCUACAGGGUGAAAAUUUGCCUAGUGAAAAAGAAGUUGUUACACCUACGGAUCAUAAUGAACAGAUCGGAGACACACAAAAUUCUAGUCAAGCUGAAAAUAAAAUAUCUGUCAAUGCAGAUGUAACUUCAACUAAUGAUGGAGGAAUUACAGACAAUAAUUUGAUUAUAUUGGAACCAAAAAAAACUGAACUUUUGUCCAUUGAUACAUCAGAAAGCUCCUUGUCACCACAAAAUAAUGCAGUGGAACAUUUAUCUGACAAAAAAGAUGUGAAUGAAAUACUACAUGAAACUAAUUUUGAAAAAAAAUCAUUAGAGAAGGAACAUAUAAUAGAAGCUACAAUAGAAAUACCUGUACAAGAAGAUGAUAUAGCAGAGAAGAUAGAUAAUGAAGAUGAAAAAAUUGCGGAAGAAUCUGAAGUUUCACAAUGUGCAUCUGUAAUCAGACUAGAACAUUCUCCAGAUGAAGUUGUUAUACCUACAGUUUAUAAAAAUGAAGAACAUUUGAUCUCAGAAACUCAAGUUGCAUUUGAAUUCAAAGUAAUGGAAGCUAAAUCAGAAGAACUGGUGACUACACAUGGUACAUGUGAUGAAAUUGAGAAUAAAACAGAUACUGUAGAAGAAACUGAGUUGAAAGGCUUAAGUCUUGAAAGAAAAGAAACAGUUACAAGUUUACCAAGAAUGCAGGAUUUGACAUAUAAAGUACAAAUUGAAAGUGAAGGCGAGAAACAAAAAGUAAAAGCAGAAGAUUACUCUUCUAAAAAAACUAGAUACAAAGGAAAAUUUCGACAUUUAUCUUUAGAAAAUAAAGUGUCCGAUCAACCACAUCAAAUAGUUGACACUAUUCCAAACAAAGAAGGACAAGAUACGGAAGUUAAUACUCAACAAGAAACGCAUAAUCACCAAUCUGAUGUUGAUAAAAUCAUUAUAAUCGAAAAAGAAAAUAGUUCAAUUGAAGACAUUGCGAAGUCUAAUCUCUCAGAUGUUGAAACAGUAAGAGCUGAAAUUAUAGAGGAUAAUAAUACUCCAAAAAAUGCAGAUAAACAUUUUGAUAAUCAAACAAUUACCCAUAGUUCUUCUGAGCACCAACAAAUAAUUGAUAUCAAACAAACAAUCAUUGAAACAACUGAUACUUGUCAUAGUGGUGAUAAACUACAAGAAAUCUCCCGGCAAGAACCCAAAGUACAUAACUCUGAAGAAGAAAUAUCUGUAAAAAUAGAUGAUAAUAAAGGUUCAGUUAUUAGUGAACCAAAUUUAAAAACCAAACAAGAAUCUAUUGAAUUGAAACCAUCAAGUGUUGAUGUACAAAAACCCUCUACUACACUGAAAGAAUCCCAGUCCUCUGAUACAAGCGUUCACAGAGUAGUUUCAUCAGCAUCAGCUGAAAACAAGAGUGAUCUAAUUGCAGCAUUCGAGAAACGUGAAAAAUUGAGACUUCCUUUUAAAAAAGGCAGAUGGUCUAUAAGAACAAGCCAUCCUAAAAAGUAUAGAAGUAUAGGAAUUACUUCAACCUUCCAAACAUCACCAUCACUAAAAAUCAGCCCACAUUCUCAAUCAAAAUCAGAAACCGGUGAGGGAUCUCAACGCAAACCUACAGUCAAAGAUGUUUUUACAGAAGACAAAAGUGAAAUAAAAAAAGAUAUUCCCACUGAAGACUCAAGCAAAACACGAGAUGAAUCUAUUUGUGGUUCAUCUUUUGCUAAAUUACAAGUAAAUACUCCCGAAGAAUUACCUUCUACAAAGGAUGAGAUCAAAUCAACUGACAAUGAAAUUACUGUUGAAAAUGUGGAACAUCUUAAAGUCGAAGAUAUUUCAAAAAAUUACGGAACAUCAGUUGAGAAGAUCGAAGGAAUGAUUCAUACAGAACCAAUUCUAGAUGAACAACUAAAUGAGGUGUCCAAAGAUUAUCAUUGUGCCAUGAAAAAGAGUGAGGAUGUAGUCGUUACUGAAUUUAAUACAGACCCAGAACAAACCAUUUCUAAUUCUUUUAUUCGUACUGAUAAAUCAUUGUCAAACAUUUCUGAAACAAAAAGUGCAUCAGAGUCAAGUAAAAUUGAUGAAUCCAAAGAGAUCCAACAUGCAAAUAUCCUUGAUUUAAAUACUUCACAAUUUUCGGUACUAUGUUCCCAAAGUGAAGAAUUUUCUGUAGGAAACACGAGCUUGGAACUCCCCGAAGACGCUAUCUAUGAACCUUCAACUACAUUUAGUACACGAACAAAAACUGGAAAGUUAUUAGAAGACAGUUAUAAGAAAAAACAAACACGAAAUGAAGGAUACAGUGACAAAAAUUUAGAAGAAAAAACUAUUGCAGCAGAAGAAAUUGGGGAAGAUGUAACUAUAAUAACAACUGAAUCCAUAACAAAUGAUGAGUUUCAAACAUUCAAUCAGGAAAUCGUUAACGAUAGUUCUAUAGAAGCUGUCGAAGAGGAAACUAUAUUUGAGGUUACCAUAGAAGAUUCUGUUCAUAAUGAAGAAAAAUUGGAAGAAAGUUCUUUUGAAGAAAGUAAAAAUGCAGAUAAUGACAAUCAAGCGCUUAUAAUGAGCAACGAUUCAAUUUUAACAGAAACUGAAGAAUCAGCGGUCAGCCAAGUCAAAUCCUCAAGUUUAGUAGAGUUGGAAGCUCUACAAGAAUCUGUAACAAUGGAAUCUAAUGAAUCAAAGGAUACAUAUAAGAAUGCUGAAGAAUCAAUAUUAACAGAAGUAACUGUUGAUGAUCAUGUUUCGAUUAAAGAACAAACAAAUUUAUUUGAUUCUGCAACAAUUUUCUCGUAUGAAUGUAGUAAGGAUUCAGAGAAAACUAAACAAAAUGAUUUUGAAGAGUACAGAACAAAAAUUGGCAAUUUGUUCGAAAAAUCAAUGCAAGACAGAAAAGGUAGUAAUACUGAUAAAACAGUUACUGACGACGAUAAAGAUAAUAUUGAAUCGAAAAAAUGUAUCACAUUUGAUAUGCCAGCAGAUGAUGAAGAUGAAAAAUUGACGGAUUUAGUCAGUGAUAUUGUUCAAAAAUUAAAUCGAGACGAAUCCGAUAAAAAUCAAGAAGAAUUGGAUAUGGAGCUAGAGGAAGAAAUGCAUUUAACCCCAAAAAGUCCUAAGAAAAUCCAUGUGGCUUCUUUGCAACUUCCAGCUGAUAUUUCUAAGGGUGAAUCUGAUGCCAUUAGAGAAAAUUCCAAAACUGAAAGUGUAGAUAAAAGCGGGGAAAAAUCAAAAGAUAUGGAUAACCAAGAUGAAAAAGUUUCUAAUGAAGUGGAAAUUUUUUGUGCCAGUAAUUCGAGCGAUUCUUUCAAAUUUUGCAUACAAACGAAUCUUUCAAAUUUGUCUAAAAGCGAAGAAAUUUCCGCUAUAGCUCUAGCAACUUUAUCAGAAGUAAAAACGGAUGUGGAAGUUAAAAGCAAUACAACAGAGGAAAUCGUACCAAAAGUAGAUCUGCCGUCUCCCGAAAAACUAUCGGAUACAGAAAUGGCUGCAAUUGAAGGAAAUUUGACUGUUAUGUCAGAAAAAGAUUUAGCAGACGCACAAGUUGAAAUAACCAGUGAAAAGGUUAUAAGUAGUAAAAAAUCCAUUAUGUUGUCUAGUUUAUCGAUGGAUUUUUCUGAAUCAACAAGCACAAACAGCGACAAGGUCAGUAAUGAAGGACCGAAUGAACCACGUAAACAUAAGGAAAUUGAUUCUAAAGGAACAGAAUUCACUUCAAAGGCUAUCACUAAAGAAUACAAACCGAAAAUACUUUCCAAAAAAAUCAAUACUUAUAACCAGUGCGAGUUAUUGAAUAUUUUAGAAGGAAAUUCCGAGGUCGAGAAAAAAGUGGUAGAGUUUCAGACGCAGGCAAAAAGCUUUACAGGCGAUAUAUGCGACUUUGAAGAACAUAUACCCUCACAAAUAGUUUGUACUAAACAGUUCAAGCAAGAUUUGGAUGACGAAUUUAAAAAGAAAGAUAAAAGCUCCGUUAUAUCGACAACAUCUAAACUAUUAGAAAGACUCAACGAAAUAAAAACAGAUACAAAAAAAGAAGCCUCCAGUGAAACAGUAACAAAGAAUAUCAAACAAAAACCUAAAUUAAAACCGAUUAUCUUAUCAGAACAGAUUAUCAAACCAGCCUCUGAUCCCAAGAAAAUCAUACCUCCAUCAAAUAAUGUCGUUAACGAUAUUGAAGAUGUGGAGGCCUUUAUAAUUCGCAAGGAUAUUAAGAAGUACGUAGAAGUAGAUGAAACCGCUCAAAGUCCAAAACAAAUUCGAAAACCACGUCAAAAAACGCUUGGCAAGGCGAAUAUUUUGCAUGAAACCAUCAUCACUCCUGCUGGUGAAAUUAUACAACCAGCCGCCAGUCUGCAGAAGGUGAAAACUGUUGUUGUCAAUGCUCCACCGUCCAGCACCAGUACACGAACACCUGCAGAUAUUUCAUUGGAAUCCAGUAAGACGUCAAAAUCAGCUACAACUACCGACGUUACUAGUCAAGACGACAACGUGUUUGACAUAUUCAAUAUGCCAAUUGUUCUGUCAGAUCAAAUAUUGACUCCAGAAAGUAUAGAAAACAUGCCGAUAGUCAUAGAAAAUAAUACUCCGGUAAAUAAACCUAAACAAACCCCACAACCAACAAAGAUAAUACCGAAUAAAGUUUUAACAAAAAUUGUGCCGACUGGAAAGUCGACUGUAAUAGCAACAAGAAGUACUAAUGUCUCACCGAAAUUUACCAAACCGAGGUUGUUACAAACAGUAUCGAAACCCGGGCUAUCAGUCACUCCUAAUAUUUUAUCACGUUCAAAACCUGGAAAAUACAUACUUGUUUCACAGAGUUCAGGUAUAGCGCCACAAGUGAAAAAAACCAUAAUUAAAAAGACUUCAUUACCUUCUAAUAUCCCAUCCAAAAUUACUGGCACAACUGAAGGAACUGGGCACAAAAUAAUGGUUGUGACUAACCAACAAGGACAACAACAAAGGCUACUACUCACUCCAGCCCAACAAAAAGUAUUGGGAUAUCAGUCUCCAGUACUUCCAAAGGUGGAAAAAUCUGUAAUAAAACCUGAGCUGGUACAAAAAACCGUUACACUUCCAACUCUAAAACCUGAAAUUAGCAAUAUAAAAUCGACAAGUUCACAAAAAAUCAUUACUACUGCUGGUCAAAUUAUUACCGGAGCAGCUACACCCAGGCCAAUGAAGUCAGUUGUAAAAAGAACAACAACAUCCUCCCUGCCUACUCAAAAAGCUACAAGUACCAAAACUACUAAAACGAUUUUGAUUACCAACAAGCACGGACAAACGAUAAAGAAAAUUGCUACAACUGAAGACGAUAUUGAUAAGCAGGUUGCUGAACAAUUAGAAGCUAUUAAGGCCAGAAGCGGAAUGCAUUUCAGCUCUCAGUCGAAAUCGGAAUCUGUUCCACAUAAAUUAUUACAGAAAUCGCCUGUCCGCAAAUCUUACAAUAGAAAACAAGAUUCGAAGUUUAAAACAAUUCCAGUUUCAACAAAAAGUGAUAAUUCAUCUAUUCUUACUGCUACUACAUCAAAGAAAGUCACCCCUCAAGUACCGGAAACGAAAAAAGUGGUUCAAGAAGAACCUAAACCUCAAAUCGAACGACCGCUAAAUCAAUUGGUCAUCCAAGAUGCUCUCGGUAACCAAACAACAAUAACUGAAGGACAAAUAUUAGCAUUACCUAGUGAAACUGUUGAUGGUCAACCACAAUCGUAUAUGUUAGUUACCUUAGAUCAGACCGGUAAUUUGACACCUCUGAAUAACGAGGCACUUAUGUCAUUAGAUCCUAACCUCGGAUUAGGAGGAGAUUUGAAUAACAUCGUCUUACAAAUAGAUCAAGGAGCUUUAGCAGGGAAUAUUAACCAACCGACACCUCUGGCUCAACCGGCUACCGUUAAGAUCACCAAUCCAGGAGAAGAAUUACAAGCAGGUACCUCCAAAAUCGAAAUUCCUCGUGAAACAAUUCCUUUAUCAUUGCCCGUCGCCAAUGAAGUAGUAUCCACAGUUGAACAAAAAAUAGAAGAGAGUAUCAUGGUUGCCCCAACGGAGGCUUCAGUUAAUAUAGUUUCCAAUUCGAAUGGGGAACAGGGUCAACAACUAAUAGUCACCGGUGAUCCCAUAGCUACACAAAAAUUCUUAGAAUCGUUAUCGGAAGGUACGACCGAUUUGGCAAACAUAAUAGCCAAUGCCGAAGGAAAGAGUAUUUUAAUACAAACGGACGGACAACAAAUAUUGAUCAAUACGAAUACUGAUAGUCAGAUGCUGACUAAUAUCGUAGAAAGUACGGAAGGAAACGGAAAUCCUGUAUUCGCGACACAACCUAACAAAAACACCGAUAUUCUUGCCGCCGCGUUGGCGGAUACUGACGUUUUUCCUACGCAAUCCAAAGUAGGUUCACAAUUAAGUCCUAACCAUGCUUUAUACCCCAUAAACGUUGGUAACGUACUCGAAACAAGCUUAACUUUGAAUUCACCGAUUAUGACACCUCUGGAAGUACCAAGCUCGAAUAAUAAAAAAAUUCCAGAUGACGAAGCCGAUAUUUUAACACAAGUUCCUAAAAACGUCGAUCUACCGAUCACCAUUACAGAUCCAAACAUAUCACAAACCGUCGCGAAUCAACAGGUAGCUACUCUAAUUGGCAACGAAUUUCAAGCAAACCUAGAACUAGGUUUAAGUAUUCCGGAAGUAACAAUAGCGGCAGUUUCGACGGGAUUAAAUAGCCCCGGUUACAAUUAUUCGUUAUCAACUCUAGACGACAACGAUAUAUCCCACAAACCGUUCAAUAGUAGUAUGCCUUUGCUCAACGACGACGUCGACGAUAGUUUAUCAGGCAAGAAAUGCGAAAAGGACGAUCACAAAAGUCAACAACACAUAAGCGCCGGAAGCUUUUUGGUAGAGGAAAGCAGAUUUACCUUGGGAGGAUCGAUGUGUAGCUCUCUAAGUGAACCACCACCGGAAAUGUUCGAUAUACCCGAUAACACAUUCGGCGAAAAAAAUGCUAAUAACAUUCCCCUUUCAUUGCAAAGCACGCCGGACCCGAAAGAUGACGACGGAUCAAUUCAAACGGAAAGUUCUAGUGAGGGAUCGUGCGAAAUUCCCCUACAACCGAAAAUCGUUGCAAAAUCGGCGGAUCUGAACGACAUUUAAUAGCGAAGAUUUAAUGUCAUAAUAAGGGUUUAACUUUUUUUUUAAAAGUAUUUUAGAAUGCUAUAUAAUGAUGUAGUGAUAGAAUCAACGGAUUGAAAUGAUAUGAUAUGAUGGAAUCAGAUUCUUCCAAAUAAUGUGCAAUAUCUGAAUCAUUCAUGUGGUGAUUCUUUUGCAGCUGUCUUAUUGUUUGACAUUUGCCUUUAAAGCCACAUUAAUUUUAGCUAUAUUCACUAUUUUUAUUUCAGUAUACUUAUGUAACCAAUAUUUGACAUCGCCGUACGACGAAUUUCGAAAUACUGAAUACACCACUUUCUACCAUUAUACCAACACUUAGAAUUUACACAAUUAUUCAGUUUUCCAUAGGUUCCUACUUUAUAUCCGGCUCGAAGGACCAGAAGACAGAGUAAUUUGUGGAAAUUAGUGUAAUGGUAGUCUACUGCGUGUUUGGUAUAAAGUAAAUGGUUCCAAAACUUGAAAUUGAUUAAUUUUGGAAAUUGAACUUGACUUUUUUUAUUUCACUUUUAUUUUGUCCAGUCUCCAGCGCACAUUAUAAUUUUUUUUUUAUCUCUUUUUUACCUCGACUUUAUUGUUUUACUUCAAGGUGGGGUGUAGUAACUUCUUUAUUUUCAAAAAUUAUAACAAAAAGAGUAUUGGUAAUAUCUAUUCCACUAUUUUUCAAAUUAAACAUUUUUUUCGGUUAGUAGAAACUCCUAUUAUGCUGAUAGAGAAUUGAUUGUAACUGCCCUUCAUAAAACCAUGGACUAAUUAUAGUUAUUGCACACUAAACAGUCACACGAUUUAUACGAGGCGACUGCUAAUGUAGUUUAAUCGCGUUUGCGAGUCUCUGAAAUCUCAGUUUUUGUUUGUUGUCAUUGGAGUAAAUAAGGGCGUCCUGCGAAAGGUUUUGGAAUAAAGUGAAAAAAGUGAGUUCUACAUAAAGGAUUGUUCCGGCUAGAAAUUGAUUAAGCAGCCACAGAUUUCCUAGGGUAUGUCAAGAGUUGCUUCCCUCACGUUUUCGAUGUUUUCAAUCGUCCUUACUGUUCUGGAAAGACCAUUAUUUUUACUACUAUGGCUAAAACCACAAACGAAUCAAUUUUCGAUCUGAAAACGACGCGGCUUAAAAUUUUUUCUCAAUGCACGUUGAGUUGCUAUGAUGGAACAGCUUCCAAAGUCAACGUGUGCUCUUGAUUUGCCAUUGAAUUGGUGACAGUGAACUAGUAUAAAUAAAAACCAUAGGUAAUGUGCUUCGGAACAAGCUAUAUGCACUGAAGUUCUAAUAUGACCACAUGGGGACGCGAGUUUCCAAUAAGGAAGUAACGACACUACACCUUGUUAAUUUGAUUUUUUGCAGGAGUUAAAUGCUUAAAUCACUACUUCAUGUUUGUAUAGUCUAAACUACUGUUAAAAUUAUGGUUUUGUUUAUAAACUUCAACCUUCAAUUCGACUGAAAUUACUUUUUUUGUAAAUAAAACUUGUAUAGCAUAUAUAUAUAGAAUUUGCUAAUCGUGAAUCUUUAUAAUUUUUGUUUGGUUUAUAUUAUUAUAUUUGUAUAUAAUUCAUUGUUAUGUACAAUUUUGUACAUAAAAGGCUUUUAUUAGUGAUUUUUUGAUAUACUAUUAUAGGUAUUCACUUAAGCACGUCAAAGUUAAUGUUAACGUAAUAGUUAAUGUAUAACUUAUAGAAAUGAAUAUAUGUGUCUGCCCUAUUGUGUGAUGAACUUUUUCUUUUUUUGUAAGUUAUCAAAAAUCCAAAAUUUCAAUAAAUAUAUAUAUUUUAGCGUAAGAUUAUAGAAAUAUCGUUUAAAUAUUAUAAAUUGUAUGAUUUUAUUAAAAAAGUCAUAUUUAAUA